Molecule: messenger RNA, 966 nt
Organism: Lasiosphaeria miniovina
Lineage: Eukaryota; Fungi; Ascomycota; Sordariomycetes; Sordariales; Lasiosphaeriaceae
Product: 14-3-3 domain-containing protein
Exons: 1
Coding region: 1-966 (321 amino acids)
Biological process (GO): intracellular protein localization; signal transduction
Cellular component (GO): cytoplasm
Source: RefSeq, a predicted model, not a curated record
AUGGCCUCUUCAGAAGUCGAUCAGAAGUUUCUCGGCAAGCUUGCCAAGGCGGUAGAAAACGACAAUCCGCUACUUGCUAAGGUUUUGUUUAGGAUAUUGGGCCUGUCCAUCAACCUUUCUGGCCAGCUCGUCAGCGCACGGAAGCAAAGUCGGGUCGACACCGCCCGGACAGCAGACUUGCUGGAGCUACACUUCCACAUCAUCUGGCUGUCCCGUGAAGGUCUGGUGCUACUCGAGCAAUAUGUUUUGCCAAUGGUGGGCAAAUACGUCGAGCUCAAGGUCCUAGCAUAUAAGCUCCGCGCUUCUUUCUACCAUAUUUUUGUCUUGUUCCACAACACGCCUUCAGUCUCGUCCAUGAGCCUCGGCACUCCAGAAGGCCAGACAUCGGCGGCCCCUGGCCUGGCACCGAUCCGCCUGGAUAAGGGAAAAGGAGUGGCAAGAGACGACGAGUACGACAUGGGGCAGCUAUCUCUAAUCACUCCACGCACCUUCGAAGGAGGUCCAGUAGGCCCUCCCCCGGGAUUUGGCCCCGAGUCCCCGGCCGCCUUUCUCAUGAGACCGGGCGACUACCUUCCCCAAGCCUACCAAUACUUCCAGGAAGCUGUACAGUACGCCGAGACCCUACUGUGGGGAUCACACUCUCUCCGUCUCUCCGUCAAAACCGAGUAUGCGGCGUUUCUCUACGAGUGUGUGCAUGACACCGAAGGCAGUCGGAAGGUUGCCAAGGAAACCAUUACCCAGGCAUACGAAGCCACGGAGGGCAUCGAAGACGACAUGUUCGACGACACUAGCGAGCUCGUGAAUGUCCUGGGUAGGAUGGUGAAGCGGGGACUCGGCACAAACAAUAGUCGGUCCCCAAGGUCCAGUCCCGGCAAUGGCAACGGCAAUGGAAACGGCAACAGCAAGGCACAGUUGGAGACGACUAGCGCUGAAGCCGAAGGCCGUGUCCCGCCUGGAAUGAUUUGA